AUGGCGUCCGUCUCCACAACCGGUUCAGAAGCAGUUCAUGCCCAACUCAAACACCUCUACCACACCUAUCGCCACACCCAGCACAUCCCUUCCAAAGCCAGCUUCUUCAGUCCAACAUGCAUGCAAGUAUGCCGCACCAUCCCCAGCUAUGCCGCAGUUAAGCGAGACACUAUCAUCCAGUAUCUCCUGGAGGCCGCUGGUUUUCAAGACGUCGAAAGUUAUGAGCGUGCGCAAUCAUCCUCUGCCACAGCAGAGUCUAGGGGUGCCGAAGCCCCGGAUGAUGAGGAAAGGCGUUCGGCUCCCGUCAAGGUCAAGGCGCUCACAGGGAAGAGCUACUACAGCAUUCGCCCAUUGAACGCUACCGAAGAAUCGGAGGUGCUUCCCGAAGAUGUCGUCGCGCCACUGGGCAUGACACCGUCGCAGCUCAACGAGCUGAGACAGACCGAGAAAUGGGUCGGCAUGAGAGUCGAUCUCUGGGAGGACAACGACAACGGCGGCAGUGACAGCGCGGGCCGAUUGAUCAAGGUCAAGUACUGGUGGCGGCAAGAGCACGUGGAUGGAGAACUGAAGUGGCUGCAGUGCCUGCACGAUAUCAUGAGUAUUGGUGAGAGAGACGGGAGUGAGGGUAAGGAAGGGGAAGUCUUAGAAUGA
Cladophialophora carrionii CBS 160.54 is the source of this 651-nucleotide messenger RNA. RefSeq lists its product as uncharacterized. The transcript has a single exon. Lineage: Eukaryota; Fungi; Ascomycota; Eurotiomycetes; Chaetothyriales; Herpotrichiellaceae. The record is from RefSeq and is a predicted model, not a curated record. Bases 1 to 651 code for a protein of 216 amino acids.